Dermatophagoides pteronyssinus (European house dust mite) is the source of this 2162-nucleotide messenger RNA. It is a transcript of the gene csw, whose product is annotated as protein tyrosine phosphatase non-receptor type corkscrew. Gene Ontology annotation, cellular component: cytoplasm. The record is from RefSeq and is a predicted model, not a curated record. Gene Ontology annotation, molecular function: cell adhesion molecule binding; non-membrane spanning protein tyrosine phosphatase activity; receptor tyrosine kinase binding. Gene Ontology annotation, biological process: positive regulation of ERK1 and ERK2 cascade; protein dephosphorylation. Lineage: Eukaryota; Metazoa; Arthropoda; Arachnida; Sarcoptiformes; Pyroglyphidae.
AGUGAUGAUCCAUAAUCCAUAAUGAUAAAUCAUCAUCAUUGUUUUUUAAAUGAAUAAAAUCUCUUGUUUCAAAGAAGAAGAAGAAAAAGCUAAACUUGUUAAUAAAUGAACAAUACGAUAACAAUGUCGUUGAUUAAUUCAAGAGGACGUUGGUUUCAUCCAAAUAUUGAUCGAAUAUCAGCGGAAAAAAUGUUAGUUGAUCGUGGUGUUGAUGGUUCAUUUCUCGUUCGGCCAUCCGAUUCACAUCCAGGUGAUUUUACAUUAUCCGUAUUAAAUGAUGGUCAAUUAACACAUAUAAAAAUACAUAAUACUGAUGAUGAUUUAUAUGAUCUACAUGGUGGUGAAAAAUUUGUAUCAUUAAUUGAAUUAAUACAUCAUUAUAUGCAAAAUCCUGAUCAAAUACGUGAUCGUAAUAAUCGUAAUCGUAUAAUACGUUUAAAAUAUCCAUUAAUAUCGGAUGAUCCAACAUCGGAACGUUGGUUUCAUGGUAACAUAACACCGCAAGAAGCGGAAAAACAAAUAUUGGAAAAAGGAAAAAAUGGCAGUUUUUUAGUACGAAAAUCAAGAAAACCAGGUGAUUAUGUAUUAACCGUACGGAUUGAUGAUAAAAUAUCGCAUGUAAAAAUUUAUUGUCAACAAUCUAAAUAUGAUUUUGGUGGUGGUGAAAAAUUUGAUUCAUUAACCGAUCUAAUUGAUUAUUGUAAACGUAAUCCUAUUGUUGAAACAAGCGGUACGGUUGUUAAUUUACGUUCACCAUUUAAUACAACCAAAUUUACAGCAUCAACAAUUGAAAAUCGUGUUAAAAUUUUAUCAAAAGAAGAUCAAGGUGAUCAACGUAAAGAUCGUGAAAGAAAAACUGGAUUUUGGGAAGAAUUUGAGUAUCUACAACAACAAGCAUGUAAACAUCUUUAUUCAAGAAGAGCCGGUGAACAACAGGAAAAUCGAAAUAAAAAUCGUUUUAAAAAUAUUUUACCAUUUGAUCGUACAAGAGUUAUAUUGAAAGAUAUUCAUUCGAAUGUUAAUGAUAAUGAUGGUAAUAUGGAAAAUUCUUCAUCCACAUCCGACUAUAUUAACGCUAAUUAUAUUCAGGUGGAAGAUGAAUUAACAAAUCAACCAAGUAAAAAAAUUUAUAUAGCAACACAAGGACCAUUAGCUAAUACAAAAAAUGAUUUUUGGUCAAUGGUUUGGCAUGAAAAUUGUUCAAUAAUUGUAAUGAUAACAAAAGAAAUUGAACGUAGUAAAUCAAAAUGUGUACGUUAUUGGCCGGAUAAAGAUCAACAAAUAAAAUAUGGAAAAUUGACUGUGAAAACAAUAUCGGAAAAAAUAAUGUUACAUCAUACAUUAAGAGAAUUUCGUAUUCAUUAUGAUAAUAAUAAUGAUAAUGUUAAUGUUGAUAAUGGUGAUAAUAAAGAUCAUCAUGUUGAUGGUGGUGGAAAAAAUUAUCGUAUUGUUUAUCAUUAUCAUUUUAUGACAUGGCCUGAUCAUAGUGUACCAUCCGAUCCAGGUUGUGUAUUAAAUUUUUUACAUGAAAUAAAUUGUAAACAAGAAUCAAUAAUCAAUGAUGAUGAAUCGAAUGGACCAAUUAUUGUACAUUGUAGUGCCGGUAUUGGUCGUACCGGAACGUUUAUCGUUAUCGAUAUAUUAAUUGAUCAAAUUAAUCAACAUGGUUUAGAUUGUGAAAUUGAUAUACAACGUACAAUACAAAUUGUACGUACAAAACGUUCCGGUAUUGUACAAACAAUUGCACAAUAUAAAUUUGUUUAUCUGGCUAUACAACAUUAUGUAAAUACAUUACAACAAAGGAUACAGGCUGAACAUAAAAGUUUACAAGCAGGCCGUGAAUAUACAAAUAUAAAAUAUACAAAUGAAGUUGGUGAUAAAUUUACUAGUUAUGGUAUACCGGCAAUUGCUGCACAAGCUGCUGCUGCUGCUGUUGCAUCAUCAUCAUCAUCAAAUUUAAAUUCAAAUUUACCAACAACAACGACAGCGACAACAUUAUCAUCAAUUCAACAACAAAAAAAUUGUAAUAGCCAAAUUGAAUUACAACCACGUCCACCAAUACCGCCAAGAUUUAAUCGUCUAACAAAUGAUUGUCCAUUUGGAUCGAAUGAAACUUGAUUCAAGACUUGUUUUUAGAUUUAUAUUUUUCAUUAUUAUUAUUA